Verticillium dahliae VdLs.17 is the source of this 2292-nucleotide messenger RNA. RefSeq lists its product as uncharacterized. The transcript has a single exon. The record is from RefSeq and is a predicted model, not a curated record. The coding region runs from base 1 to 2292 and encodes 763 amino acids. Gene Ontology annotation, molecular function: protein binding. Lineage: Eukaryota; Fungi; Ascomycota; Sordariomycetes; Glomerellales; Plectosphaerellaceae.
AUGGAGUCCGACUCGGAGCCUGGCUCCUUCGCAUCGCCGCCAAACGACGGCGCUGGAGUCGGUGCCGAUGCUGCUGGCAUCGGUCGCCCCUCCAUGUGGAACAAGUCUGGCGAGCGUAAACUUACACGCCUGUACACUUAUACCACCCUCAGCAUGACACAGAUCCGAAAGGCUCUCGAAGCGCUUCGUGUCUCCAACACUGAUGAAAGUCCCGGCAAGGACUCGACCAACAAGAAGCUUAGCUCCAACCUCGACAAGCAACCACGCUGGCUCCGCCCUAAAAACAUCAGUGAUGCUCAACUUCGCGUCAACGGCCUUGCUCAUGCCCCCAUUCGCCGCUAUGGACCCAGAAGCCCCUUGGCUCGCGCCCAUGCGCCUUCAGUCUCCUCCAAUGUUUCUUCGCACGACAGCGUUGACCAGGCCAUUGAAGCCGAGUCAAACAUGGUCGUCGUCAGCAACCAGACAACAGGGCUCGGCAUUUGGCCAGAGCCGUCGAGCCACGAGCCAUCCUUGACCGCUGUAGCCAAAACUGAGGUGAACAUUUUUCAAGCUGAUCCCUCUGCCGUCUCUCGGCCACCAGACUCUGGCCUGUCCGCCGCGGCUCUUCUCCGACGAUCCACCGUUCUCUCCACCUCGACCGAAAUGUCAUCCCGCUCUCUUCGGGAGGCUCUACCGGAGCUGGGGCGUACCGCACUCCGCCUGGUCACUCGCGUCGCCAAGCAAUACACAAUGAUGCCUCAGAUCACCGUUAUUUCCGAAGGCGGUGACACUGCCGCACCGCCUCACUCCGGCAAUUCCGACAUGUCCAGUAGUCCCUGGUUGGAGGAAGAGGAAGGUAGCGAUCGACUACCGAUCGACUUCCGCCCACGCCCGGGUUCAUUUCUCCGCCUCGAUCAUCAGCUCCGACAACAGAUUGGCUGCCUGCCCGGCAUCGAUCAGCACGACUUCAGAUCAUGUUACUGUUACGUCAGGGACGAGUUGACCGCCGAGCACUGGGUUCACGAACACGGAGUCUCCGGUGAUGCUGAACAUGUCUUCCUGCAUGGCCUUGCUGCCACGCCAAACAUCAAAGCACGCGAUCCUUUCGGCAACACGUAUCUUCACCUCCUCGCAGCUCGGGAUGGCCCUCUUCGCCGCAUCACCGACGCUAUUACCAUAGCGCCCGACCCGUUGGCGACGAACAGUGCGGGCGAGACCUUUUUGCACCUGCUGGGCAGCUCUUGGUACAGCAGCUCGACAAUCACCAACCAGCUCGUACAUCUCUUGAAGACGCUGGAACGAGGCGGACAUGACAUUUACGCCUGCGACGCUUCUGGUCGCAGCAUUUUUCACUUGCUCGAGGACAAGGUCGAGGAUAAGGCUCUCCUCAACCGUUUCCUUCAUGUUUUUGAAAGCCAACGCUACCACCGCCGCGACGCCUUCGGCUCGGCCCCUGGUGUAGCCCCGAUCAUCAAUGGGCAUCUCUACGCUCCUAAUGGCGAUCGCUUCACUGCAUGGAGCCAGACGCCCCCUCUACAAGAUCAAUCAGGCGUCCCAGCCGCUGCGUCUGCCCCGCCAUCCUUGUCCCAAGAAGCCGCCUUCCAGGCCCUCCGGAACGCUCGCCUCAUGGAGCUCGUGCGUCACUCUCAGUCGAAGCCGCUCAUCGAAGACUACAAGGGAAGAAAUGGCCUGCAUUGUCUGGCUGCUGCCAUCCUCAGCGAGGACACAUUACUCGCGAAAUACAACACGCCGCCUCCAGGCUCCCAUUCGCCUGGCGCCCAUCCAAACCCUCGUAAGCGCCGCCUCAACACCCCCUGUACAGACCGUAAACUCUCCGACGCCUCGCGCGGCCGACUCAACGUUCGCGCCGACAUUUUACACAACCUGUUAGCCUGCGGCGUUGACCCCAAUCACUAUGCACACGACGGCACGACUCCUCUCAUGGCCUUUGUUGCCCGUCUCCCCGAAGAUGGUGACCACAAGGGACCGGUCAUCAUACUCGAAAAGCUCAUCGACAACGGCGCCCGGAUCGAGGCGCGCAAUCGCCAGGGCGAGACCGCUCUGCAUGUCGCUGUACGAUGCGGACGCAAGCUCGCCGUGCGGACUCUGGUCAAGCGCGGAGCCAGCGUGCACGCACGCAACGCUGCAGGCCGAAGUGUUCUCGACGUGGCGGACAGCCGCAUGUUCUGGUCGCGCAACCAGGAGAAAGAAUAUUCUCAUUACGAGGCAUGCCGGGCGUGGCUGUCUGGGGAGGAGGCGCGGGCCGUGCAGCAGCCGACAGUUGCGCAGGAGUGGGCGUGGCGGGAGCUGUGA